Gadus morhua (Atlantic cod) is the source of this 2917-nucleotide messenger RNA. Its product is annotated as twist-related protein 2-like. The record is from RefSeq and is a predicted model, not a curated record. Gene Ontology annotation, molecular function: protein dimerization activity; DNA-binding transcription factor activity, RNA polymerase II-specific; RNA polymerase II transcription regulatory region sequence-specific DNA binding. The coding region runs from base 724 to 1380 and encodes 218 amino acids. Lineage: Eukaryota; Metazoa; Chordata; Actinopteri; Gadiformes; Gadidae. The transcript has a single exon. Gene Ontology annotation, biological process: regulation of transcription by RNA polymerase II; developmental process.
UGGAAACUUCUGAGAGAAAGAGGGAAAGAGAGAAAAAAAAAAGUCCACAGAACGCCGUCACAACACCCCCAUUCUGGUUGGUCGAUCCACACACCUUUGUCUCCGCCUCGUCCCUUUGAUGCAGCCAAUCGUCAAACACAUGUGGCGUCCUCACGUCUUUGGCUUGGCUUGAAACGCUGCACGUCCUCUGAGCCAAUCGGUGGACUGGCUGGGUGGGAAGCUAAAGUCGAUUCCCUUUUUUCCCCCACUUUAAAGAAGUGAGUUGGACGGGCCGCUGCCUCACAUGAAGCUGCAGUGAGGGACGGGCUGGAGAACAAACCUUCUCGGAGACUGGGAACUACACACUGCUGGCCAACCACGCAGAAGCCUUGAAGAGCUUACCCUGAUCUGUGAGGACGCCCGCCAUUUUGGAUGUUUUUGGCUCGACAGAGUCCGGCGGGGAAGAAGGAGGCAAAGGGAGGCAUAAUCCCAGACUAUACCUGGGGCGCGCGAGACCACCAGGCCGCAGAACAACCAGGCUGCAGAACAGCGUGCGGGGGAGGGAUCGCACUAGGCCACUAGGAUGUGUUCCUUGUGAUACUUGUGGUUGUUUCCUUGAGAACCAGAGGGGACAGCACUCGGUGGACACAGAGAGGAGCUGCAGAGGAGGAGGAGGUGGAGGAGGAGGAGGUGGAGGAGGAGGACCUGGGUUCAGGGGGACUGGAGGUGCCGGACCACCCAGCCAUGAGGGAGGACGAGCGGCCCGACAUCCAUAACCGCUCUGAGGUGGGGGCCGCCGCCUCGCCCCGGGGAGCAGAGGAGACCGGGAGGCCGCCCUCUAACACCUGCCCUGUCGUCAUGGUGACGCCCGGGGUCACGCGCAGGAGACCUCCGGCCGAACAGGCGGCGGCGGCCGGCGAGGCCGCCCUGACCGCGGAAGAAGAGGAAGGCGACGAAGACGAAGACGGAAAGAUGGACCAGACCCCUGGGGCCGACCUCCAGGGCCAGGGGCCUCGGCGCCCCAAGAGACCCAAGAGGAGCCCCCUACAGCGGUCCCCUUCCUCGGGAUCCUCCCUCUCGCCGGGGCCCGGCGGCGGAGAGGAGCCCUUCGCCCAGCGGGAGAUCGCAAACGUGCGGGAGCGGCAGCGCACCCAGUCGCUGAACGACGCCUUCGCCUCGCUGCGGCAGAUCAUCCCCACGCUGCCCUCGGACAAGCUGAGCAAGAUCCAGAUCCUGAAGCUGGCGUCGCGCUACAUCGACUUCCUGUACCAGGUGCUGCAGAACGACGACGCCGACGGCAAGCCGGCCGGCUGCAACUACCUGGCGCACGAGAGGCUGAGCUACGCCUUCUCCAUCUGGAGGAUGGAGGGCGCCUGGUCCAGCAUGUCUGCCAGUCACUAGCCACGCCGUGCUAGUCACUAGCCAUGUAAUCCUAGUCACUAGCCACAACGUGUUAGUCACUAGCCAUGUCGUGCUAGUCACUAGCUAUGUUGUGCUAGUCAUUAGCCAUGUCAUGCUAGUCACCAGCCGUGCGAUGCUAGUCACUAGCAAUGCUGUGCUGGUCACUAGCCAUGCUAUGCUGGUCACUAGCCAUGCUAUGCUAGUCACUAGCCAUGCUGUGCUAGUCUCUAGCCAUCAUGCUAGUCACUAGCCAUCAUGCUAGUCACUAACCAUGUCAUGCUAGUCUCUAGCCAUGCUAUGCUAGAAACUGGCCAUACCAUGCUAGUCACUAGCCAUGUCAUGCUAGUCAUUAGCCAUGUCAUGCUAGUCACUAGCCAUGCUAUACUAGUCACUAGCUAUGCUAUGCUAGUCACUAGCAAUGUCAUGCUAGUCACUAGCUAUGUUAUGCUAGUCUCUAACAAUGUCAUGCUAGUCUCUAGCCAUGUCAUGCUAGUAGCUAGCCAUUCCGUGCUAGUAGCUAGCAAUGUCAUGUUAGUCACUAGCCAUACUAUGCUAUUCUCUAGCCAUGUGAUGCUAGUCACUAGCCAUGUGAUGCUAGUCACUAGCCAUGUGAUGCUAGUCACUAGCCAUGCCAUGCUAGUCACUAGCCAUGCCAUGCUAGUUACUAACCAUGCUAUGCUAGUCACGAGCCAUGUCAUGCUAGUCACUAGCCAUGCUAUGCUAGUCAUUAGCCAUGCUAUGCUAGUCACUGGCCACACACCACUAUGGAAACUGGAGGACAACAAGCAAACUUGAAGCUGGACGUUGGAUUGUGAACAGGCCACUAUCGCUGCACCCUUCCUACAUGAACCCUUGUCACUGAUCAGACUAUCUUUGUGCAGCAUUUGGGGAAAAGAAUGUCCGGCAAGAGACUUAAAACAGGUUUAAGUCCGGACGAAGGAUUGACUUCCAGGACACAGCACAAAGAGCAGAGGGACCUUUUAAAUGGACCGAUACACUGAAGGAUAUACCCAGCGUCGUGUUGUUCCUGCUAAAUGUUGGACUGUAACAAACGGAAUACGUUUAUAUGGGACUCAAUAGUUACUUGACCCCUGACUUCCUUUGGUCCUGACCUCUGACCCUAUGAUCACUAGCCCUCGCCGUCCUCAUCUCAAUGUAUUUAAAUGUGUUUGUGUAUAUAUACGUUAUUCUCUGUGGAUGUAUUGUCAGCCCGCCGCUGUUAACGGGUGUUCCCGUCAGGCCGAGUGGAAACAUUGAAAGGAAGAGGAGGGAGGUGAGCCCGGGUUUAAUGAGAGGAGAGCCUCUGGAUCCACUAGAACCUUCAGCCAACACCUUUCCCCCAGAGACGUGAAACCGAUCCUCCAGCGACUCUCAACUCUGAACCCAAAAUGGCGGUGGUGAAUAAUAAUAACCACGGGCGGCAGCAGCGGCAGUAGCACUGACUAAUGUCCCCGCCUUUCUUUCACUCCUCCUCUUCCCCUCUCCUCCUCCCCUCCACUUCUCCUCCCCUCUCCUCCCUCCUCUCCUCCUCCCUCUC